Triticum dicoccoides is the source of this 510-nucleotide messenger RNA. Its product is annotated as GDSL esterase/lipase At1g28600-like. The transcript has 2 exons. Lineage: Eukaryota; Viridiplantae; Streptophyta; Magnoliopsida; Poales; Poaceae. Gene Ontology annotation, molecular function: hydrolase activity, acting on ester bonds. The record is from RefSeq and is a predicted model, not a curated record. The coding region runs from base 1 to 510 and encodes 169 amino acids.
AUGCAGAGACUGAUCCAGCUAGGCGCCAAGUACAUCGUUGUGGCAGAUGUCUUCCCGACUGGCUGCAUACCACCAAUUCUCACAAUGCUUGCUAGCCCAAACAAGGUGAAGUAUGAUCGACGUGGAUGCCUGAAGAGUGGGAACAGGAUGGGGCACUCCCAGAACUCUCUCCUCCGCCAGUGGAUCAAGGUGCUCUGGCACAAGUACCCACAUAUGAAGAUCAUUGCCGCCGAGUACUACCGACCCAUCCUAGCUUUUCUAGAUAUGCCGGGGAAAUUUGGAUUGAACAGCAGCACAACCCUCCUCAUCUGUUAUGGUGCAGGAGGCCCUCCUCAUAACUAUGACUUCAACGCAGGGUGCGGCAUGCCGGGUGUGAAGGCGUGUGCAGAUUCAUCUCAGACGCUUCAGUGGGAUGGUUUCCACCUGACGGAGUCCGCCUAUAGGGCCAUCGCCAAUGGAUGGCUCCAUGGCCCCUACGCGGAUCCACCAAUAAUGCACGUUGUAGGCUAG